AUGAUUUUGGAAUCAAUAUUGGAGGAAUAUGAGGAUACGCUAAAUGACUUCCAGGAAGAUGCAUUGGCCCAGUAUGCCUGGGAGCAGGAUUUGGAGCGUACCUGGGAAAAACUAAUAGAAAAUGAUGGGGAAUUAAAAUUUAGCCAAUCUACAAAAGCACGAAAAAAUAUAGAUAGACCAAUUGAUAGCGGAGUCAGUGAUGGCAAUAAUAUAAUCGUAAAACGGGGAAUCAUUAGAAACAUAUUGAUCCUGUUUGAUUUGAGCGAUAGGAUGAGGGACAUAGAUUUCAAGCCAAACAGACUGCAUACAGCUGUAGCACAGACUUCAAAAUUCAUAAGGGAACUCUUUUAUCAGUGCCCUAUUUCUCAGGUGGGAAUUGUUGCUAUGAAAAACAAAUUGGCAAAGUUAAUCUCUCCAUUUGGCUCAAAUACUGAUGAACAGAUUAGUAGGCUUAAUGAUUUGUUAUCUGAUGGACCAGAGGGGGAUAUCUCACUUCAGAAUGCAUUAGAAAUGUCAAUAUCUUUACUGGAUGAUGUGCCUCAGUAUACGACAAGAGAGAUUCUAAUAGUCUUUGGCUCCAUUAAAACUUGCGAUCCUGGAAAUAUAUUCGCAACCAUUAAAAGAUUAAAAAAGCAUCAUAUUACAGUAGAUGCAAUAUCUUUAUCGUCAGAGUUAUACAUACUCAAGCACAUAUGCACUGAAACGAAUGGGUCCCAUUCAGUGGCAAUUGAUACCCAUGAUUUGACAUCCUUGUUUAAUAUUUAUACUAAUCCUCCCAGAUGGCAAGAUGGAAUGCUGCCUAUACUGGUGAAAGUUGGAUUCCCCUCUCUCACCAAGUCAAACACAGCUUCCCUUUGUGUGUGCCACGGGAAAUUAGUAUUUACAAGUUACACUUGUCCCCAAUGCAGUGCUAUAACUUGUAACAUCCCUUCUAGGUGCAAGUGUUGCCAAAUUUACCUCGUUUCCCCUGCAGAUGUUUGUCGUGGGUUUCAUCAUUUAUGUGCACCUCCCGAAUUCACGAACGUCCCAGCAGAUAUACUGGGGGGGUGUGACACCUGUGCUUCUUGCAGCGUUGAACUUAAGAAUAGUGUUAUGUACAGCGGUGAAGAUAGAGCUAAGCAAUGCCCCGGGUGUAUGAAGAUUUUUUGCAGAAUUUGUGACGAAUUCAUACAUGGUACGCUACAUCAGUGUCCAUUUUGUAUUAAGUUGAUCAAACCAGUCGUCUAA
Messenger RNA from Babesia microti strain RI, 1227 nucleotides. Its product is annotated as transcription initiation factor TFIIH subunit H2. Lineage: Eukaryota; Apicomplexa; Aconoidasida; Piroplasmida; Babesiidae. The record is from RefSeq and is a predicted model, not a curated record. Bases 1 to 1227 code for a protein of 408 amino acids. Gene Ontology annotation, biological process: nucleotide-excision repair; regulation of transcription by RNA polymerase II; DNA-templated transcription. Gene Ontology annotation, cellular component: transcription factor TFIIH core complex; transcription factor TFIIH holo complex. Gene Ontology annotation, molecular function: zinc ion binding. The transcript is spliced from 7 exons.